This is a messenger RNA of Trichogramma pretiosum, 986 nucleotides long. It is a transcript of the gene Cpr56F, whose product is annotated as pro-resilin. The coding region runs from base 114 to 986 and encodes 290 amino acids. Lineage: Eukaryota; Metazoa; Arthropoda; Insecta; Hymenoptera; Trichogrammatidae. The transcript is spliced from 3 exons. The record is from RefSeq and is a predicted model, not a curated record. Gene Ontology annotation, cellular component: extracellular matrix.
ACUGUGUUUUUUUAUUGCUAUCGCGAGCGAUAGUGAUUGACAUUCUGCUAUUUUUCAAAGUGCCGCAAAAUUCCUUAUCUCCAAAUCUGCAAAUCGGUAUCGUGUACUUUAUCAUGAAGAUGAGGUUAUUAUCCACAAUGGCGUUGCUGGUGACGCUCGCGAGAGCCGAGCCCCCAGUGAACAGCCAAUACUUACCACCAGACCAGUCGUACGGUCCGCCGGGAGCACAACAAAAGCCGCCACCGCUUCAAGGUGGCGGAGGUGGCGGUAGCCGUCCAGGCAACGGAGGAGGUUUCGGUGGUUCCAACCAGUAUCUACCACCCAAUCAGCAGUACGGUGCUCCCAACGGUGGCGCUCCCAGUUCACAGUACGGAGCCCCCAACGCGCCCAGUUCUCAGUACGGUGCUCCCAACGGUGGCGCUCCCAGUUCACAGUACGGAGCCCCCAACGCUCCCAGCUCGCAGUACGGAGCGCCGAACGCCAACGCACCCAGCUCGCAGUACGGAGCCCCCAAUGCUCCCAGUUCGCAGUACGGACCACCCGGUAGCGGACAGGGUGGCUACCCAGGAGGUGCUAACGGAUAUCCCGGUGGAAGCGGUUCCGGAGGAUACGACGACGGCAGCAACGGCGAGCCCGCCAAGUACGAAUUCGAGUACACAGUCAACGACCCGCCAUCGGGCAAUGACUUUGGACACAAGGAGAUGCGCGACGGUGACCUGACGCGCGGCGUCUACUUCGUCCUGCUGCCCGACGGUCGCCGCCAGAUGGUCGAGUACGAGGCGGAUCAGAACGGCUACAGACCAAAGAUCACGUAUAUGCAAGUAGGGAACGGUGCGGACGGCGGCUACCCGAGCGGCGGCCCCGGCGGUGACGGCGGCUAUCCCAGCGGUGGACCCGGAGGCUACCCGAGUGGAGGACCCGGCGGUUAUCCCAGUGGCAGCGGCGGCAACGGUGGCAACGGCGGGAGUGGCUACCGCUACAAGUAA